Molecule: messenger RNA, 2840 nt
Organism: Colletes gigas
Lineage: Eukaryota; Metazoa; Arthropoda; Insecta; Hymenoptera; Colletidae
Product: serine/threonine-protein kinase SIK2-like
Exons: 10
Coding region: 322-2496 (724 amino acids)
Biological process (GO): intracellular signal transduction; protein phosphorylation; microtubule cytoskeleton organization
Cellular component (GO): cytoplasm
Molecular function (GO): protein serine/threonine kinase activity; ATP binding; tau-protein kinase activity
Source: RefSeq, a predicted model, not a curated record
GUCAGUCGGUAUCGAACCGCCGGGUUACGCGAAGCUCCUACGACUCUCGCCGUAGGAACGCCGCCGCUCCGGGACGAGAUUCGGAAUCUCGUGAACGUGAAGGACGACUUCUCACCGAUGGCAUCGGCUCUCCGACCUUACGCACCCGUCGAGGUCGGCAGUACCAACGCGUUUCUUUCCCUUCAAAAACGGUUCUACCGGUUCGAGACGUGCAGUACCCGGUAAUUCGGACCAGGAUCGAACCAAUUUCAGACAAUUUUAGAAUACAAUAAAAAGAAGCAAUCUUUUAAAAGUUGUUCGCAAGGAACUGUUUAUAUAAAAAUGGAUUCUGGAGUAGGACAAAGCAAGAUGCAAAUUCGUGUAGGAUUUUAUGACAUUGAAGGUACUAUUGGCAAAGGGAACUUUGCUGUAGUAAAAUUAGCUAGACACCGUAUUACUAAAACAGAGGUAGCUAUUAAAAUAAUUGAUAAAACACAGUUGGAUCCUACCAAUCUUGAAAAAGUUUAUAGAGAAGUAGAAAUAAUGAAGCAAUUGGAACACCCACACAUUGUCAAACUGUAUCAAGUUAUGGAAACUAAAAAUAUGAUAUAUAUGGUGUGCGAAUACGCAAGCAAAGGUGAAAUAUUUGAUUAUAUUGCACGUUAUGGACGAAUGGGAGAACCCAGAGCUCGUGCAACGUUUGCUCAAAUACUAUCUGCGGUCGAAUACUGCCAUGCGACGGGCGUAGCGCAUCGUGAUCUGAAAGCUGAAAAUUUACUCCUAGAUUCUCAAAUGAAUGUAAAGAUUGCUGACUUUGGCUUUAGCAAUAGAUUUUCACCUGGAGAAAGACUGAGUACAUGGUGCGGUAGUCCCCCUUACGCGGCACCGGAAGUUUUUCGAGGGAAACAUUAUGCUGGUCCUGAAAUCGAUGUGUGGAGUUUAGGUGUUGUACUAUAUGUAUUAGUAUGCGGAGCACUGCCCUUUGAUGGAUCUACCCUUCAAUCUUUAAGAGAUCGUGUUUUGAGUGGAAGAUUUAGAAUUCCAUACUUUAUGAGUACAGAUUGUGAAAGCUUAAUACGUAAAAUGUUGGUUUUGGAACCUGCAAAGCGAUACACCAUUCCACAAAUAAAGAGGCAUCGUUGGAUGGCGGGGUCUGCAGACACUAUUUGUUCUAUGAUCAUAACGCGACCGUCAUCGGCCAUCCAAGAACCAAAUGAACAAAUACUUCGACUUAUGCAUAGCUUAGGCAUCGAUAUUACACGAACCAGAGAGUCAUUGAGGAAGAGCAGCUAUGAUCAUCAUGCUGCCAUUUACUUCUUACUGUUGGAGAGGUUGAAGCAACAUCGUGUCAGUAGCACAGCAAACAAUACCUGUUGGCCUAGUGUUCCAAGAACGAAAGAGGACAAAUUCAAAUCAAGAACAAGAGAAGAUACACCUCGAGGAGGAAAAAGAUUUAGUUCAACUAGUUCUUCGACUGAUGAAGGAUGUUGUAGCGCGGAAGGCGAUCUAGAAGAAGGUCCAAGUGGCGAUGAAUUGAGAGAAGCUCAAAUUAAACUUGAGGAACACAGACUAGGCCUAGACCAUGAUAUCAGUCAACGAAUUGACAGUCAGAUAGUCAAUCGAAGAUUAAGUGAUUAUCAACACCAUUUUGAUACCCCACUUAUGGAUCCUAUUGAUCCUCCUAGUCGAACCGCAUUAUUUAUUGCGGGUGGUAGUGGUAGUUCGUCAUCCGAACUUUUCGAAUCUAGUUUUGACUCUGGUUGUCCACCAGAUUACUCGGGUGCAAACUCGUUCACAAGUAGUUUGCCGUCCUGCACCCCUCCUCCACCUUUGAGUCCAUCGCCGAUAACUGGUAGAAUAUCGAGAGUCUCUCAGGGGCGUAGAGCAUCCGACGGUGGGCCCAGAUUGCUAUUUUGUCAGCAAGGUGGCGGAGAUAGACCAACCAAACAGCGAAGUAUCCAAGAUUCAGGCAAAGCAAGGGGUCAUUUAGACCUUGUUCAUUUAAGACCACCGUCUACACCACCCGAGAAUCAAUCACAAUUUAAAAUUCGUGGAGACUCUAGUACGCAAUUACAAUUGUUAGUGCAACAGCGUAUGUUGCAACAAAAGCGAAACUUAUAUCAUAGACAUAAGGGUGGAGGAAGCCCGACUCCUAUACCGGUGUCAGCGAGUACCACAAGCAGACGCGCUGAUCAUGUACCAAGACAAGAUAGUUAUAAACUAGCUCAGAGAACACAAAUCUUGCCACCUUUAUCUCAGGGACACGUCGACAGAGAUUUUGACAGAGAAAGAAAACGAGACGAAGAAAGAUGGAAAAGCCUGCCAUCCCGACUAGCAGCAGAUUGUCAGUUGGCAGAAAGGACAUUGCUGUGGAGUCAACAGAAGGAAAUAUAUCAGGUGGGUCUCAGUGGAGGAGCAUCAUAUUUGCCACCUGGCAGUGUAGGUGGCUUUUUAUGGCCCACUGGAAGCAACCCUCACUCAACCAUCUUCGAAAACGUUGGGGAUCCAAUGGAAUGAACAUCUACCCUGUUAUACUUUUAGUAUUGAAUUGGAGAUUUUGAGUCUGAAAGACUAGAUUCGAUACACAAAAUACAAUAAGCAGUAUUGCCUUCCUAGUCUUUCCAUAUCAGUAUUUUUAUUUAUAUAAUUAUGUAUUGUAUCAUAUCUAUUUUUUAAGUACUCAAUGACAAGUUUGUAUAAAUUUAUUUGUAGAACCGUUUCCUCCGUGAUACUCUAGCUUUCAUACACAAAAUCUUUGAUUAGAUGGGAGGUAUAUGUUACUAGAUGCCAAAGAUUUGUUACUGUUAAAUAAUUCUUUUCCCCCCGAAAACAUCUGCUUCGAGCAUCCACUUUUAUCAUAU